This is a messenger RNA of Lactuca virosa, 348 nucleotides long. Lineage: Eukaryota; Viridiplantae; Streptophyta; Magnoliopsida; Asterales; Asteraceae. The record is from the annotation of a GenBank genome assembly.
AUGAAGAAGACUGCAUUCCAGACUCAUUAUGGACAUUAUGAGUUCGUGGUGAUUCCAUUUGGGCUCACCAACGCGCCAACUAUAUUUAUGGACCUGAUGAAUCGGGUCUACAGACCGAUGCUUGAUCGCUCGGUCAUUGUGUUCAUAGAUGAUAUCUUGGUGUAUUCCAAGACCAGAGAACAGUACGAGGAGCACCUCCAUGAGUUAUUAGGAGUUCUGAGACGAGAACGGCUGUAUGCCAAGUUCUUGAAGUGCGAGUUUUGGUUACGAGAGGUUCAGUUCCUUGGACAUCUUGUUAAUCAGGAUGGGAUUUUGGUCGAUCUGGCCAAGAUCGAGGCAAUUAUGUAG